AUGAGUAAGAACAAUGAUGAUAAUACUCUAGAAUAUUAUAGAGCAAAACAAAAUGUUGGACAAGUAUAUGUAAAUAAACAAGAAAAAAAAGAAAAAUCAUUAAAAUCGACAUUAGAAAAUGAAUCAUUACAAUCAAGUUCAGCUGGUUAUGUUCCUCUGAAAGAAUUACCAGCAAAACAACAAGAGUUUGAACGUUAUAAAGAAAUAACAUUUGCACAGAAAGCAAGUGAGAAAGCAAAACAAAAUCCACUUAUACCAAUUGGUUUAUUAGCAACUGUAGCUGCAUUAACAUUAGGACUUCGUGCAGUAUCACGUGGUGAUAAAUGGCAAUCACAAAUGAUGAUGCGAGCUCGAAUUGGUGCUCAAGGUUUCACAAUUCUUGCUGUUCUUGCUUCUAUUAUGUAUGCUGGUGCUGGACAAAGUCAAGGAUCUAAUCAAGAACCAUCACCACCUCGUCGAUCUUCUUCCUCAUAG
Molecule: messenger RNA, 474 nt
Organism: Adineta steineri
Lineage: Eukaryota; Metazoa; Rotifera; Eurotatoria; Adinetida; Adinetidae
Source: the annotation of a GenBank genome assembly